AUGGAAUUUAUUUUGUUGCCUCUCCUAAAUCAUUGUUUUUUGUUUUCUUUUUCUCCCUUUUUUCCUCUCUCUUUACUUUCUCUAUUUCUCUUUUCUUUCUCUCUCUCUCUUUUCUUUCUCCUCUCUCUUUCUUUUCCUUUCUCCUCUCUCUUCUUUCCCCAUCCCCCACUCUCACUUCUCUUCCCCUCUCCUUUUCCUUUCUUUCUUCCCCUCUUUCAUUUUCCUUUCUUUCUUCCCCUCUUUCAUUUUCCUUUCUUUCUUCCCCUCUUUCAUUUUCCUUUCUUUCUUCCCCUCUUUCAUUUUCCUUUCUUUCUUCCCCUCUCUCUUUUUUCUCUCCCUUUCUCUUUUCUCUCUCCCUUUCUCCUCUCUCUUUUCUCUCUCCCUUUCUCCUCUCUCUUUUCUCUCUCCCUUUCUCCUCUCUCUUUUCUCUCUCCCUUUCUCCUCUCUCUUUUCUCUCUCCCUUUCUCCUCUCUCUUUUCUCUCUCCUUUCUCCUCUCUCUUUCUCUCUCCUUUCUCCUCUCUUUUCUCUCUCCUUUCUCCUCUCUCUUUUCUCUCUCCCCUUUUCUCCUCUCUCUUUUCUCUCUCCCUUUCUCCUCUCUCUUUUCUCUCUCCCCUUUCUCCUCUCUCUUUUCUCUCUCCCUUUCUCCUCUCUCUUUUCUCUCUCCCUUUCUCCUCUCUCUUUUCUCUCUCCCUUCUCUCUUUUUCUCUUCUCUCUCCCUUCCUCCUCUCUUAAUGUCUGUUGGUUGUCUGUCAAUAUUCAAUGAACUGGAGCAGAAAUUGAGAACAGCACAAGAAUUUAUUUUAUUCUUUGGUCUUGUCAUCCAUAUUGUUACAGAAUAUGUAACUUCCAUGUUUCUGCAUCAAAUUCCUUUGCUUAUCUAUCUAUCUAUCUAUCUAUUUAUCUUUGUUUAUAUCUCUAGAGAGAUAGAUAUCUCUCUCUUUGUUCUUAUCUAUCUAUCUCUCUCUUUGUUCUUAUCUAUCUAUCUCUCUCUUUGUUCUUAUCUAUCUAUCUCUCUCUUUGUUCUUAUUCUAUCUAUCUCUCUCUUUGUUCUUAUCUAUCUAUCUCUCUCUUUGUUCUUAUCUAUCUAUCUCUCUCUUUGUUCUCUCUAUCUAUCUCUCUCUUUGUUUCUUAUCUAUCUAUCUCUCUUUGUUUUAUUCUUAUCUAUCUAUCUCUCUCUUUGUUCUUAUCUAUCUAUCUCUCUCUUUGUUCUUAUCUAUCUAUCUCUCUCUUUGUUCUUAUCUAUCUAUCUCUCUCUUUGUUCUUAUCUAUCUAUCUCUCUCUUUGUUCUUAUCUAUCUAUCUCUCUCUUUGUUCUUAUCUAUCUAUCUCUCUCUUUGUUCUUAUCUAUCUAUCUCUCUCUUUGUUCUUAUUGUUCUUAUCUAUCUCUCUCUUUGUUCUUAUCUAUCUAUCUCUCUCUUUGUUCUUAUCUAUCUAUCUCUCUCUUUGUUCUUAUCUAUCUAUCUAUCUCUCUCUUUGUUCUUAUCUAUCUAUCUCUCUCUUUGUUCUUAUUUAUCUUUAUUCAUAUCUGUCUAUCUAUCUUCAUAUCUAUGUAUCUUUGGUCAUAUCUAUUUAUCUAUCUGUUUACCUACAUAUCUAUCUAUCUAUGUAUGA
Acanthosepion pharaonis is the source of this 1611-nucleotide messenger RNA. The record is from the annotation of a GenBank genome assembly. NCBI's taxonomy places the organism in Eukaryota, Metazoa, Mollusca, Cephalopoda, Sepiida, Sepiidae.